GCCAGGGCAUCAUUAUCUGCAAUGUGCUUUAUUGGUGACAUGCUGACUGCCAGGGCAAUUUUCAGAAAUCUGGCCAAAAAUGACAGUUUGAAGCAUAUUAUUUUAAUUAAAAACUAAUUCUAGUCCAUACCUGUUUUCAAAAAUUAUAAAAAAUGUUUUGGUCAAAUGAUUUUCUGUUUUGUAGCUGGACAAAAAUGGCAAGUAGAUAUUGAUAAAUACAGGAUGAGGUAACUUGGUUCGCAUACUAUAAAAGAAUGCUAUCUACAAAUUAUUUGGUAGUUGGGAGUGUUAAAAUAGCUAGAGUUUAAAUACAAUUGAAGUAGUUUCAGUAAAGAAGGAACAAGAAAAAUUUGAGUUCUGCACUUGUUAUUGGUAACAACCGAAAAUAAAAGAUAUACUAUGAGCUCUUAUGCGAGUUCAGUUUUAUAGAGUGUCUAUUGGGGUUAUAAUUGUUUGGUGUAUAUAUAUGUCUUUAUAUAGAAAGGUUUUUGUAUGUGUUACGUUUUAAAAAAAGUAAAAAAGACAGUAAAGCAGAAUGGGUUAAAAAUAAGUACAUUUUUUUAUUUUGGUAAUGCAAUAUUAAGAAAUUAUGUACAAAUAUGUAUUUCUACAGAGAUAUUAAGUAAAGUGAUGGAUCACCAUUGGUCAAAAUGAAGAAGUUUGCUGCGGGAUCGAAUGUGGUAAGAAAUAUACCUAUAAAAUAAAUUGACCUGUUAAUUGGUAGUGUUAUCAGGAUUCUUGAUUUUUGUUCUUAAUUCCUAAACACCGAACACCAUUUUAAAAUUUUUAUGUUACUAGAAAAUUGUAGUUUAUGCGCUUAUGCGUGUCUUCUUUAGGUCGAUGGACCAUCCUGAUCUUUGAGCUACUAUUUCGUUUUAAAUUAGACUAUUUUUCAAAGUAUAGUUUUUGUGUUAAUUUUUGUCGCUCUUAUGUUUGUAAUGUUUUCUUCGUGAUAUUUGUGCUAUCUGUUGUUCGAUGAGAUUGUCAUGGAUUGACAAAUAGUAGACACUUCCCCUGAGAGUUGAGGUAGUCUUAAACUGUGCAAGCAAAUUGCCUCUUAAGCAGCGCCAACUUCAAAAGAAAAGAAGAAGAUUUUUUUUUCUUUCAUUCAAACAAGCUUCUUCCCAUCCAUUUGAUCCAAGUAGCUGUUUGGAAUUGGCUUAAUUUUCAGGAUCGGCCGUAACAAAUAUUUAAUCUCAACGGUUUACUUGUGAUUUUGUACAUCCUUUGCAGCUAUUUAGCAUGCCUCCUAAAAGAAAGCCCGCUAAGCAAACAGACACUAUUGAAAAUGAUAUAAAGUCUAAGAAAGUAGUUCCAAAGCUUAACAAAAUCAUGGAACAAGAAGAGAAUAUCACAAAGAGGGUGACGAGAAAGCGCCAAGCAAAGCAGGAAUUGGUGGAAAGUGGUGAUGAGCCUAAAAAAAAAAAAAUUACAGAAAAGAAAACAGCACCAAAGAGAGUCAAAGAAACUGAAGGUACUAAGCAGAAAGCUCAGAAAGAUUCAAAAGAGAAAACCCCAUUGAAUGAUACAAUAACUAAAUGGGAAGAAAUCAAUUUUUUAUGUUCUCAAAAAAACGCAAAAGGUAAGAAACCUAAUUUAAAAGUUACUUCCUGGAAUGUUGACGGAAUAAGAGCUUGGCUCAAAAAAGAUGGAUUAAAAAUUGUUAAAUAUGACAAUCCCGAUAUUCUAUGUUUGCAAGAAACAAAAUGUAGCAAUGAAAAAUUACCGAAUGAAGUAAAAGAUAUUGAAGGAUAUAAGGCCUACUGGUGUUCUAGUAAAAAAGAGGGAUAUGCUGGAGUAGCUGUUUACACUAAAAUUGAACCAAUCAAUGUAAUUUAUGGAAUUGAUCAUGCUGAUCAUGAUAAUGAAGGUCGUUGUAUUACAUUAGAAUAUGACACAUUUUUUUUGAUAUGUGUUUAUGUCCCAAAUGCAGGUCGCGGCUUGGUCACAUUAUCAAAAAGACUGGAGUGGAAUAAAAUAUUUAAAAGUUUUAUAAAAGAAUUGGAGGAGAAGAAACCAAUAAUUAUUUGCGGGGAUAUGAAUGUCGCACAUAACGAGAUUGAUUUGGCCAAUCCAAAAACUAACAAAAAAAAUGCCGGGUUUACCCAGGAAGAACGGGAUGGCAUGACAGAAUUUUUAGAAGAUGGCUAUUUUGAUUCAUUUAGAAUGUUGUAUCCAGACAAGAAAGAUGUUUAUACUUUUUGGUCAUACAUGUCUAAGUCAAGAACUAAAAAUGUUGGCUGGAGACUUGAUUAUUUUAUUUUAUCCAAAAAGCUAAAGGACAGCGUUUGCGAUGUUGUAGUCAGAUCUGAAAUAUUGGGCUCAGAUCAUUGUCCAAUCUCAUUAUUUAUUGCAGUUUAAUUCAUGCCAUUAUCAACCUGGUGUUUGAGUAAAUAAAAUAU
Messenger RNA from Cylas formicarius (sweet potato weevil), 2402 nucleotides. RefSeq names its product exodeoxyribonuclease (gene Rrp1). The coding region runs from base 1243 to 2361 and encodes 372 amino acids. The record is from RefSeq and is a predicted model, not a curated record. NCBI's taxonomy places the organism in Eukaryota, Metazoa, Arthropoda, Insecta, Coleoptera, Brentidae. Gene Ontology annotation, biological process: base-excision repair. The transcript has 4 exons. Gene Ontology annotation, molecular function: DNA binding; phosphoric diester hydrolase activity; DNA-(apurinic or apyrimidinic site) endonuclease activity. Gene Ontology annotation, cellular component: nucleus.